This is a messenger RNA of Habropoda laboriosa, 1038 nucleotides long. RefSeq names its product probable dimethyladenosine transferase. Gene Ontology annotation, cellular component: mitochondrial matrix. Gene Ontology annotation, biological process: rRNA methylation. The transcript has 4 exons. Gene Ontology annotation, molecular function: rRNA (adenine-N6,N6-)-dimethyltransferase activity. NCBI's taxonomy places the organism in Eukaryota, Metazoa, Arthropoda, Insecta, Hymenoptera, Apidae. The record is from RefSeq and is a predicted model, not a curated record. The coding region runs from base 133 to 1038 and encodes 301 amino acids.
AAUCUUUUGAUACUACAAUAUAUUUAAGUCAAGACUAUGGUUAAUUCUUUUCGUUUAUUGUUUGCGCGAAAAUUAUUGUACAUUUAUUUUACAUAGUCUUUUCCAUAUAAUUUAAAAAAUAACAGAAACAAAAUGCCAAAGAUACGUACGCAGAAAACGACUCGUAUUCACAAAGAAGUUGUAAAGCAGGGAAUUUUAUUUAAUACGAAUAUUGGACAACAUAUUUUAAAAAAUCCACGUAUAAUUGAAAGUAUGGUCGAAAAAGCGGCAGUUAGACCAACAGAUGUUGUAUUAGAAAUAGGUUCUGGUACUGGUAAUAUGACAGUGAAGUUAUUGGAUAAAGCUAAAAAAGUAAUAACAUGCGAGAUUGAUACUCGAAUGGUAGCUGAAUUACAAAAACGUGUACAAGGUACUCCUUAUCAGGCAAAACUGCAAAUUAUGAUAGGAGAUGUUUUGAAAUCAGAUUUGCCAUUUUUUGAUUUAUGUGUUGCUAAUAUACCGUAUCAAAUAUCAUCUCCUUUAAUCUUUAAAUUACUUUUACAUAGGCCAUUAUUUAGAUGUGCUGUACUUAUGUUUCAAAGAGAAUUUGCUGAACGUAUGGUGGCAAAACCAGGGGACAAAAUGUACUGUCGUCUAAGUGUAAACACUCAAUUGUUAGCACGAGUGGACUUGCUUAUGAAAGUGGGAAAAAAUAAUUUUAGACCACCACCAAAAGUAGAAUCAAAUGUAGUUAGAAUGGAACCACGUAAUCCACCACCUCCAAUAAAUUAUCAAGAAUGGGAUGGUUUGACAAGAAUUGCAUUUGUCAGAAAAAAUAAAACACUUUCAGCAGCAUUUAAACAAACUACAGUCUACACAAUGUUAGAAAAAAAUUAUAAACUUCAUUGUAGCUUAAAUAAUAAGGUAACCAUAAAUGCUGUUCCAGAAGGAUUUAAUAUUAAAGACAUGAUAAACAAUACUUUGCAAAAUGCAGGUGCUGAAAAUAAACGAGCAAGAACCAUGGAUGUAGAUGAUUUUAAGAUAUACAUUAUGUAUUAA